GUGUUUGGUCAGGGCUCGGUGUCUGCACCAUUUUAUUGCAGGAUGGAAGUCCCAGGGCAGCCGAGGACAGCUGAAUGGAAGAUAGAAAUGCAAGCAAGGAUGUAUGGGAGCGCCGGCACCAAAGCAAAGUGUUAGCUGCCUUGCUUAGGAGCGUGGUAAAGAUUUACCUUCUGCAAGCUGCCAGCUUGUUCAGUUGUCAGGGAGGCAGCCAGAUGCUUGCUUUCCUCUUGCCUGCUUGUUUAGCUUUGACAUGCUUUUUGCUCAGAUGAAAGGAGAAACAUCAACAGGCGAAGCUGCAAGGAGCGCUGGUGCUUGCUGCUGUCAUGCCUGCGUGGGGGUACUUCCAGUGCAGUGAAUGUGCAGGGGCACCGCUGGAAGAACCUUUAUGGGCUCCUAAUGACAUGCAGGUGGACGAUUUGCUUACGAUAAUUAAGGUCAACAUGGAUCUAUGGUUCUUUGUCCUUUUGCUUGGAAGUGGCCUGAUCAGCGUAGGUGCUAACAAUGUCACAACAGAGCCACCCACAACAGUGCUCACCUCCACCAGGAUCCCCACCAAAGCUCCCACAGCAAUUCCUGAUGGUGGGACGACGCUGAGAGUGAGCAGCCUCACCGUUAGCUCUCCGAUGACCACUUCUACCCCGGCGUCGGAGCUUCCUACAACCACAGCCACCAGCAUCACCCCCAAUGCCACCACUGCCAGCCUCAAUGCCUCCACUCCAGGGGCAUCAGUGCCCACCUCUGCCUCUGUGGCCAUCUCUCUGCCACCCAGCGCGACACCGUCUGCCCCGCACACUGCACUGCCCAGCACAGAAGCGGAGACGACCGAGAGGAACGUCAGCGCGACGGUGACGACGCAAGAGACCUCUUCUGCAUCCCACAACGGUAACUCUGACAGAAGAGAUGAGACUCCAAUUAUCGCUGUGAUGGUGGCCCUGUCCUCCCUCCUAGUCAUAGUAUUUAUUAUUAUUGUGCUGUACAUGUUAAGGUUCAAGAAAUACAAGCAAGCAGGGAGUCACUCCAACUCCUUCCGCCUGCCCAACGGUCGGACAGAUGAUGCAGAGCCCCAGAGCAUGCCGCUGCUCGCCAGGUCCCCCAGCACCAACAGGAAAUACCCACCUCUGCCCGUCGACAAGCUGGAGGAGGAGAUCAACCGCCGCAUGGCAGAUGACAACAAGCUCUUCCGAGAAGAGUUCAACGCUCUCCCAGCGUGUCCCAUUCAGGCCACAUGUGAAGCUGCUUCCAAGGAGGAGAACAAGGAGAAGAACCGCUACGUGAACAUUUUGCCCUAUGAUCAUUCCAGGGUUCACCUGACUCCUGUUGAAGGGGUUCCUGACUCUGACUACAUCAACGCCUCCUUCAUUAAUGGGUACCAAGAGAAAAACAAGUUCAUUGCUGCACAAGGACCAAAGGAAGAAACAGUGAAUGACUUUUGGAGAAUGAUUUGGGAGCAAAACACAGCAACGAUUGUCAUGGUGACCAACCUGAAGGAGAGGAAAGAGUGUAAGUGUGCUCAGUACUGGCCAGAUCAGGGCUGCUGGACAUACGGGAACAUCCGCGUUUCGGUGGAAGACGUGACGGUGCUGGUGGACUACACCGUGCGCAAGUUCUGCAUUCAGCAGGUAGGUGACGUCACGAACAAGAAGCCUCAGCGCCUGGUGACGCAGUUCCACUUCACCAGCUGGCCCGACUUUGGGGUGCCCUUCACCCCCAUUGGGAUGCUGAAGUUCUUGAAGAAGGUGAAGACGUGUAACCCCCAGUAUGCAGGAGCAAUAGUAGUGCACUGCAGUGCCGGGGUGGGACGCACGGGCACUUUUAUCGUCAUCGACGCCAUGCUGGACAUGAUGCACGCCGAGAGGAAGGUGGACGUUUAUGGCUUCGUGAGCCGGAUCCGGGCUCAGCGCUGCCAGAUGGUACAGACAGAUAUGCAGUAUGUGUUCAUAUACCAAGCACUGCUGGAGCACUAUCUCUACGGUGAUACAGAACUGGAGGUGACCUCGUUAGAAAUCCACCUCCAGAAGAUCUACAACAAAGUGCCAGGGACCAGCAGCAACGGGCUGGAAGAGGAGUUCAAGAAGCUCACUUCCAUCAAAAUUCAGAACGACAAGAUGAGAACGGGCAACUUGCCAGCCAACAUGAAAAAGAACAGGGUGCUUCAGAUAAUUCCAUAUGAGUUCAACAGAGUAAUCAUUCCAGUGAAGAGAGGUGAAGAAAACACAGACUACGUUAAUGCUUCUUUUAUUGAUGGCUAUCGCCAGAAGGACUCCUAUAUCGCCAGCCAAGGGCCACUGCAGCACACGAUAGAGGACUUCUGGAGGAUGAUCUGGGAGUGGAAAUCCUGCUCCAUAGUGAUGUUAACAGAGCUGGAGGAGAGAGGUCAGGAGAAAUGUGCCCAGUACUGGCCUUCUGAUGGCUCUGUGUCCUAUGGAGACAUCAACGUGGAGCUGAAAAAAGAGGAGGAAUGCGAGAGCUACACAGUGCGGGACCUGCUGGUGACAAACACCAGGGAAAACAAGAGCCGACAGAUCCGACAGUUCCACUUCCAUGGCUGGCCAGAGGUUGGGAUCCCCAGCGAUGGGAAGGGAAUGAUCAACAUCAUUGCAGCCGUGCAGAAGCAGCAGCAGCAGUCAGGCAACCACCCCAUCACUGUGCACUGCAGCGCCGGAGCAGGAAGAACAGGAACCUUCUGUGCACUGAGCACUGUCCUGGAAAGGGUGAAAGCAGAAGGGAUUCUCGAUGUCUUUCAGACAGUGAAGAGUUUAAGACUACAGAGGCCGCAUAUGGUGCAGACACUGGAACAGUACGAAUUCUGCUACAAAGUGGUGCAGGAAUACAUCGACGCCUUCUCAGACUACGCCAACUUCAAGUGAAAAAUACAACAAACAACCUGAAACAAAUGACAGAAGAGUUGCCUUCUUUAAUAUUUUGUAAUAUUCUGUUUGUUAAUAUACCCCUCCCCCAAAAUAUGUGUAUAUAUCUUAACUGUUUUAGAGGUUGGUACCAUAAGCUUCAUCUUAGCUGGAGAUUUUAUAUGUAGCAAAGUGUUAGUGCAGAUACUGUCAGCUCCUUUUUUUUCCAAUGUUUUAUUGGGGAAUUAAAUAGCGUGAUGUUUGGAUUAAUAUUGUCACACCAUCUCUCUUCUGGAGAGUUGAUACAGGCUGUUAUUUUGUUUGUAAAUCUUUUUUUUUUUCUUUCUCUUGAGGGAGUAAAGCCUUUUUUAAGAAAAAAAAAAACAAAAGGAAAGAAUAAUUCUGGAUCUCAUCUGAACCAAUAACCCACAAGCAAGCACAAGCUUUUGCAAACCUGCAGGGAAAUGGUUUCACAUUUUUCUGCCAGUCAGCUCUUUAAAAUAAGGAGAAAAGAAACCAAACCAA
Tympanuchus pallidicinctus (lesser prairie-chicken) is the source of this 3371-nucleotide messenger RNA. It is a transcript of the gene PTPRA, whose product is annotated as protein tyrosine phosphatase receptor type A. NCBI's taxonomy places the organism in Eukaryota, Metazoa, Chordata, Aves, Galliformes, Phasianidae. The coding region runs from base 324 to 2867 and encodes 847 amino acids. The record is from RefSeq and is a predicted model, not a curated record. The transcript is spliced from 23 exons. Gene Ontology annotation, biological process: protein dephosphorylation. Gene Ontology annotation, molecular function: protein tyrosine phosphatase activity.